AUGGCUGACAGCCCGGCGACGUUAAAGAUGCUGCAACGUUUUUUCGAGGGCAUCCAUUACUUGAUAAUCGACGAGAAAAACAUGCUCGGGCUUCAAACUUUCGGUUGGAUAAACAGGCGUCUCGGGGAGAUCUUUCCGCACCGCCGCGACGAAUAUUUCGGAGGGUUAAACGUUAUUAUCAUCGGCGACUUCUUUCAACUGCCUCCAGUUUUGCAAAAACCGCUGUUCGCGGUAGGCGGCACCUUAAAAAAAGAUGAGAUAGUCGGGAGAAACGCUUACCAGUCAUUUACGCAUUUCGUUUUCUUAGAUACCAUAUUACGCCAGCAAGGUGAAAAGCAAGCCGCUUUCAGACAAGCGCUCCAGGAGCUACGUGUGGCUAAGACGACGACUGCGUCGUGGGAGCUGCUAGCUUCCCGGUGCGCGGUGAAGCUCCCUCCGGAAGAGGUUGAGCGAUUUGCUAAAGCGCCGAGGAUAUACCCUUUAAAAAAGCAGGUUAACGCUUAUAAUCAAAAGCGCAUGAUGGAUCUGGCCGCUGCCGUAAUCCACGUCGAGGCGACGAAUGACGGUCCCAAAGCCGCGCAGGUAGAUUCCCAAGCUGCCGGAAACCUAUCGAAAUCCUUCCCCAUCUGUAUCGGAUGCAGGGUCAUGAUAACCCGGAAUAUUUGGAGCUGGGCGGGCUUGGUUAACGGUGCUCAAAGCCACGUUUAUGAUAUAUCGUGGGCCGAAAGAGCAGACGUGAGCCGGGACCCCCCGGAGGCUAUAAUGGUGGUUUUUGAUAAAUAUAAAGGCCCGCCUUUCACCCUUCCCGAUGGUAGCGAGCUCCGUAACGACCACGGCAACCCUGUUAUUCCUAUCGAACGUGUGCGCCAGGAGUUUACCAUCCGCGGGGCAAGCUGUUCCAGGCUUCAGUUCCCUCUAAUGAUUUCUUAUGCUGUUACUGUUCAUAAGUCGCAAGGUCUUACUUUGGAAAAGGUCGUCUGCAAUAUCUCUAAACCCGAAUUCGCUUCGGGUUUAUCGUAUGUUGCGGUAUUGCGGGUCUCUAAUUUGUUUGGCUUGAUGUUCGACUGCCCGUUUAGCCGUAACCGUAUAUACCACGAAGUUCCACUACAUUCGAUGCAAAUGAGGCUUGAUGACGAUGAAAGAAGACGGCAGCAACGGUUGGAAGAGCCUUUGUACGUGCUUGAGUUGUAA
Molecule: messenger RNA, 1191 nt
Organism: Daldinia childiae
Lineage: Eukaryota; Fungi; Ascomycota; Sordariomycetes; Xylariales; Hypoxylaceae
Product: ATP-dependent DNA helicase PIF1
Exons: 1
Coding region: 1-1191 (396 amino acids)
Biological process (GO): telomere maintenance; DNA repair
Molecular function (GO): DNA helicase activity
Source: RefSeq, a predicted model, not a curated record